AUGCCCCGAACACUUGGUCUGGCCGCUGUGGCCGCCCUGGCUGUUGAGGCUACCUCGUACGCCCCUCGCAGUAACGAUGGCCCUGUACCUUGGACACCUAUUGCCUCUGCUCCGAUUCCCUCUGGCUUGCCACUCUCAGUACCUGUUCCAGUCUCGCCCCCCCGCUAUGUCAUGUACUUUGACCAGUAUCACACGGCCGGCUUACCCGAGAAAUCCAUCGUCGACGGCGUCACUCACGUCAUCACGGCCUUUACCAACUCAUCCCUAUUUGCGUCCGAGCCGGCGGGCGAGUAUAAGCCAUUCAAGCCUCUAGAUGAGAUUCGGGAUCUCUUCAAUAACGGCACCAAGGUCUGCAUGUCCAUUGGUGGCUGGGGUGAUACGGAUGGCCUCAGCCAUGGUGCUUCGACCAACUCGAGCCGCAGCAAGUUCGCCAGAAAUGUUGCCGAUGCUGCGGUCAGCCUUGGAUACGACUGUGUCGACAUUGAUUGGGAGUACCCUGGCGGCAAUGGAGCCGACUACAGGCAGAUCCCAAACGCCAACAAAACCCAGGAGAUCCAUACAUUCCCUCUACUUCUUUCUGCAAUCAAGACUCAGCUAAAACACCACAAUAUGGAACUCUCCGUUACCGCGCCGGGUCUCAAGCGUGACAUGAUUGCAUUCACCAGGAAAGAAGUUCCUAAGAUCAACGCGGCCGUCGACCACUUCACUGUCAUGACCUACGAUCUGAUGAACCGUCGCGACAACAUCACUAAGCACCAUACCGACGUACAAGGUUCCCUCGAGGCCAUUGACACCUACAUUGCGCUUGGCGUUGAGCCUGCCAAGAUCAAUCUCGGCUUCGCCUUGUACGCGAAAUGGUUCACCACUGCCGUCGGCUACAACUGCACUCAGGGGAUCGGAUGUCCCACCCAACUGCUUGAGGCUGCUGAUGGGUCCGACACUGGGAAAUCUGGAGCUGUCACAUUCGAGGCUUCCAAUUUUCUGGCCUCUCCUACCAACUUGACCACUUCUCCUGAUGACUCCUGUGGCGCUGGAACUUUCUACAAGUGCCCCACUGGCAAUUGCUGCAGCCAGUACGGCUUCUGUGGUGUAACCGAGGCUCAUUGUGGCAAUGGGUGUCAAUCCGACUAUGGUGUCUGCAACGGUACCUCUACUCUGGAGUCUUUCAAGGCUGCUCUUGCAAACGGCAAGACCGACGAGAUCAGAGGUGGCCAGUGGUAUUGGGAUCCCGCCGGUCCUUUCUUCUGGACGUGGGAAACCCCAGCUCUUGUCGCCCGCAAGUUCAAUGAUAUCGUCAAGGCUCGUGGCAUCGGUGGUGUUUCGGUUUGGAGUUUGGGUGAAGACUCAUACGACUUCGCUCUUCUGAAGGCGAUCCAGACCGGUGUCAAGGACAGACUCAUGAAGUAA
Colletotrichum graminicola M1.001 is the source of this 1407-nucleotide messenger RNA. Its product is annotated as glycosyl hydrolase family 18. Gene Ontology annotation, molecular function: chitin binding; chitinase activity. Gene Ontology annotation, cellular component: extracellular region. The transcript is spliced from 5 exons. Lineage: Eukaryota; Fungi; Ascomycota; Sordariomycetes; Glomerellales; Glomerellaceae. Bases 1 to 1407 code for a protein of 468 amino acids. The record is from RefSeq and is a predicted model, not a curated record. Gene Ontology annotation, biological process: carbohydrate metabolic process; chitin catabolic process.